Messenger RNA from Oncorhynchus kisutch (coho salmon), 1330 nucleotides. RefSeq names its product SPRY domain-containing SOCS box protein 2-like. The transcript has 2 exons. Gene Ontology annotation, molecular function: protein binding. Gene Ontology annotation, cellular component: SCF ubiquitin ligase complex. The record is from RefSeq and is a predicted model, not a curated record. Gene Ontology annotation, biological process: proteasome-mediated ubiquitin-dependent protein catabolic process. The coding region runs from base 71 to 517 and encodes 148 amino acids. NCBI's taxonomy places the organism in Eukaryota, Metazoa, Chordata, Actinopteri, Salmoniformes, Salmonidae.
AGGAAGUCAUGCUGUGAUUGGUGUAUCCACAGAGCACUGCCCGCUACAAACCUCUGGUUACACUGCACUGAUGGGAGGAGACUCACAGUCCUGGGGAUGGGAACUCACAAACAAUCAGCUGUGGCAUGCAGGGCAAGCCCUGGGGAGAUACCCCGGGGAGAGAGGGGUGCAGGCGGAAGAGCAAUCUGUGUCCCCCCCCCACCCUGUCCCGGAGCGCGUGCUGCUGGUUCUGGACGCGGACACAGGAACUCUGGGAUAUGUAGUAGAUGACUGCUUCCUGGGCAUGGCCUUUAAGGACCUCCCCCAAGGGGUGGAGCUUUUCCCAGCCAUUAGCAGCGUAAGGGGUGGAGCCUUCAUACGACUACGCUACCUCAACGGAGCUACCCGUGAGCCUCCUGCACUGAUGGCUCUCUGUGGUCUGUCCAUCCAUGUGUCCAUGGGGAAAGAGAGAGAGACUCAGACAGACAGACUGCCUCUGCCUCCUCCUCUUCAACGCUACAUCCUGCCCAGCAUGUGACACACAAACUAUAGAGUAAAUAGGAACGUUCUCACUGACUCAAGGUCCAUAUACGGCUAAAUUACAGUUUUUAAUUGAAUUAAGCAGGUCAUCCAUAAAAUAAAUGAGCCUCUGUAUUGUAGGGGCCAAUGAGUGGUUUGUGUAACAGCAACCAUCAUUGGACAGUGCUGCACACAUUGUGAUGUUAGCUCCUCUCUGGACUGGGACAUCCACGGUUACUCUCUGUCCAAUAACAUUUCUUCCCCUGCGUCGUGUUUUUGCCAGGUUGAAUCCAGCUUCAUCCAAAAAGAUGAAUGUAUGUGCAGUUUGCCUGGCUUCCAUCUCCAUUACUCUCUAAAAUACAGUAAAUCCACAGUUUUACAGUACUUUACAUUAUGCAUAGCUGUGUAUAUACCCUGUUUAGUUAAUGAACAUACAUCUUAGCUGGACAUAUUGAUACCAGAGUUCUUUCAUACGUUCACCGUUUCUCUCAAAGGGUACAGUGUACAACUGCUUCAUCCUUAUUUUAUGUUUCUCUAGGACACUUGGGUAGGUUUUCAGCUGAAAUUGCAAUCAGCUGUGUUUGGAAUGAUUACAUAUUCUGCUGAGAUGUUCUAUAUGUUUCUAUCUGGUUACUGUAGAAAUACACAACAUUUGCCAUCAUUCUGUUUUGAACAGUUUUGGAAACAGUGUGUUAGUGGGAAGAAAAAGAAAGCGAACCCUUUGGAAAUACCUGGAUUUCUGCAUAAAUUGGUCAUAAAAUUUAAUCUGAUCUUAAUCUAGGUCACAACAAUAGAGAAACAUGGUCUGCUUAAACUAAUAACACACAAACAA